Molecule: messenger RNA, 7998 nt
Organism: Phacochoerus africanus (Common warthog)
Lineage: Eukaryota; Metazoa; Chordata; Mammalia; Artiodactyla; Suidae
Gene: SLC4A7
Product: solute carrier family 4 member 7
Exons: 26
Coding region: 142-3906 (1254 amino acids)
Biological process (GO): monoatomic anion transport; transmembrane transport; regulation of intracellular pH
Cellular component (GO): apical plasma membrane; basolateral plasma membrane; plasma membrane
Molecular function (GO): sodium:bicarbonate symporter activity; monoatomic anion transmembrane transporter activity; solute:inorganic anion antiporter activity
Source: RefSeq, a predicted model, not a curated record
CGCGCGCACGGUUCUCCCCACGCGCGCGCCCUGCGCACGGACGCACGUUCGUUUCCCCUCGCGCGCCUGGCUCUCGGCGGCGGCAGCGAGCGGAUCGUACGCGGCACGGCGGAGCGGCUGCGGCGGGCUGGAGGGCCGACUAUGGAGGCGGACGGGGCAGGCGAGCAGAUGAGACCACUCCUCACCCGGGGUCCUGAUGAAGAAGCUGUUGUGGAUCUUGGCAAAACCAGCUCAACUGUGAACACCAAGUUUGAAAAAGAAGAACUAGAAAGUCAUCGAGCUGUGUAUAUAGGUGUUCACGUCCCAUUCAGUAGAGAGAGCCGCCGGCGUCACAGGCAUCGUGGACACAGACAUCACCACCGGAGAAGAAAAGACAAAGACUCAGACAGAGAAGAUGGACGGGAAUCUCCUUCUUAUGACACACCGUCCCAGAGAGUCCAGUUCAUCCUGGGCACCGAAGAUGACGACGAAGAGCACAUUCCCCACGACCUCUUCACGGAGAUGGAUGAGCUCUGCUACAGAGACGGAGAGGAGUAUGAGUGGAAGGAGACUGCCAGAUGGCUGAAAUUUGAGGAGGAUGUUGAAGAUGGUGGAGACCGGUGGAGUAAACCUUAUGUGGCAACCCUCUCUCUGCACAGCCUUUUUGAACUGAGAAGUUGCAUCCUAAAUGGAACAGUUAUGCUGGAUAUGAGAGCAAGCACUCUAGAUGAAAUAGCAGAUAUGGUACUGGACAACAUGAUCGCCUCUGGCCAGUUGGAUGAGUCCAUAAGAGAGAAUGUCAGAGAAGCCCUCCUGAAGAGGCAUCAUCACCAGAAUGAGAAAAGGUUCACCAGUCGGAUUCCCCUUGUUCGAUCUUUUGCAGAUAUAGGCAAGAAACAUUCUGACCCUCACUUGCUUGAGAGGAAUGGGGAAGGCCUUUCAGCCUCCCGCCACUCUUUGCGAACAGGUCUGUCUGCCUCAAACCUUUCCUUGAGAGGAGAAUCACCUUUAUCUCUUCUUCUCAGUCAUCUUCUUCCUUCUUCGAGAGCUGGGACCCCUGCAGGCUCGAGGUGUACAACCCCUGUUCCCACCCCUCCACACAGCCCUCCUUCCAGCCCUAGCGUCAGUCGCCUCAACUCCAGAAGUUCCCAGCAGAGUCAGCUUCAGGCCCCAGAGCUACUGGUUUCUCCUGCCAGUGAUGAUAUUCCCACAGUAGUAAUUCAUCCGCCUGAGGAAGACUUAGAAGCACUGAAAGGCCAGGAGCAGAAGAAUGAGGAAAAUGUUGACAUAACUUCAGGUAUGUUGGCCUCUCCACAGUCUGCACCCGGAAACUUGGACAAUAGUAAAAGUGGGGAAAUUAAAGGUAAUGGAAGUGGAGGAAGCAGAGAAAAUAGUACUGUUGACUUCAGCAAGGUUGAUAUGAAUUUCAUGAGAAAAAUUCCUUCGGGAGCUGAGGCAUCCAAUGUUCUGGUGGGAGAAGUGGAUUUUUUGGAAAGACCUAUCAUUGCGUUUGUGAGACUGGCUCCCGCUGUUCUUCUCUCAGGGCUAACCGAGGUCCCUGUUCCUACAAGGUUUUUGUUUCUGUUAUUGGGUCCAGCAGGCAAGGCACCGCAGUACCAUGAAAUCGGAAGGUCAAUAGCCACCCUCAUGACGGAUGAGAUUUUUCAUGAUGUAGCUUAUAAAGCAAAAGACAGAAAUGACCUCUUAUCUGGAAUUGAUGAGUUUUUAGAUCAAGUGACUGUCCUCCCUCCAGGAGAGUGGGACCCUUCCAUCCGCAUAGAGCCACCAAAAAACGUUCCUUCUCAGGAAAAGAGAAAGAUUCCUGUAUUUCCCAACGGAUCUGCCCCCAGCCUGGGUGAGACCACUAAAGAGGCCGCCCACCAUGCUGGGCCUGAGCUCCAGAGGACUGGACGGCUUUUUGGUGGUUUGAUACUUGACAUCAAAAGGAAAGCACCUUUUUUCUUGAGUGACUUCAAGGAUGCAUUAAGUCUGCAGUGCCUGGCCUCGGUUCUUUUCCUAUACUGUGCCUGUAUGUCUCCUGUAAUCACUUUUGGAGGGCUGCUUGGAGAAGCUACAGAAGGCAGAAUAAGUGCAAUAGAGUCUCUUUUUGGAGCAUCAUUAACUGGGAUUGCCUAUUCGUUGUUUGCUGGGCAACCUCUAACAAUAUUGGGGAGCACAGGUCCAGUUUUAGUGUUUGAAAAAAUUUUAUUUAAAUUCUGCAGAGAUUACCACCUUUCCUAUCUGUCUUUGAGAACAAGUAUUGGUCUGUGGACUUCUUUCUUGUGCAUUGUUUUGGUUGCCACAGAUGCAAGCAGUCUUGUGUGUUACAUCACCCGGUUCACCGAGGAGGCUUUUGCAGCUCUCAUUUGCAUCAUAUUCAUCUACGAGGCUUUGGAGAAGCUCUUUCAUUUAGGAGAAAUAUAUUCAUUUAAUAUGCACAACAAUUUAGAUGAACUGACCAGCUACUCGUGUGUUUGUGUUGAGCCUCCUCACCCUGGCAAUGAAACUCUGAAGGUGUGGGAGGAAAGGAACGUAACAGCCCGGGACAUUCCCUGGGGGAACCUCACUGUUUCUGAAUGUAAAAGCUUUCAUGGUACAUUUGUAGGAUCAGCUUGUAGUCACCAUGGACCUUAUAUUCCAGAUGUGCUCUUUUGGUGUGUCAUCUUAUUUUUCACGACAUUUUUUCUGUCUUCAUUCCUCAAGCAAUUUAAGACCAAGCGCUAUUUUCCUACCAAGGUGCGAUCGACAAUCAGUGACUUUGCUGUAUUUCUCACCAUAGUAAUAAUGGUUGUAAUUGACUACCUUGUAGGAGUUCCAUCUCCUAAGCUUCAUGUUCCUGAAAAAUUCGAGCCUACUGAUGCCAAUAGGGGCUGGAUCAUAAGCCCGCUGGGAGAAAAUCCUUGGUGGACCUUAUUAAUAGCUGCUAUUCCAGCUCUUCUUUGUACCAUUCUCAUCUUUAUGGAUCAACAAAUUACAGCUGUAAUCAUAAACAGAAAGGAACACAAAUUGAAGAAAGGAGCUGGCUAUCAUCUUGAUUUGCUCAUGGUUGGUGUUAUGUUGGGAGUUUGCUCUGUCAUGGGACUUCCAUGGUUUGUGGCUGCAACAGUGUUGUCAAUAAGUCAUGUCAACAGCUUAAAAGUUGAAUCUGAAUGUUCUGCUCCAGGGGAACAACCCAAGUUUUUGGGAAUCCGUGAACAGCGGGUUACAGGGCUAAUGAUUUUUAUUCUAAUGGGCCUGUCUGUGUUCAUGACUUCAGUACUAAAGUUUAUUCCAAUGCCUGUUUUGUAUGGUGUUUUCCUUUAUAUGGGAGUUUCCUCAUUAAAAGGAAUCCAGUUUUUUGACCGCAUAAAAUUAUUUGGAAUGCCUGCUAAGCACCAACCCGACCUGAUUUACCUGCGCUAUGUGCCUCUCUGGAAGGUCCAUAUCUUCACGGUCAUCCAGCUCACCUGUCUGGUCCUCUUGUGGGUGAUAAAAGCUUCAGCUGCUGCAGUCGUUUUCCCCAUGAUGGUUCUUGCAUUAGUCUUCGUACGCAAACUCAUGGAUCUGUGUUUCACAAAAAGAGAGCUUAGUUGGCUUGAUGAUCUUAUGCCAGAAAGUAAGAAAAAGAAAGAAGACGACAAAAAGAAAAAAGAGAAAGAGGAGGCUGAGCGAAUGCUUCACUCUGGUGAAGACACUGUGCACCUUCCAUUUGAAGGGGGAAGCCUCUUGCAGAUUCCAGUUAAGGCCCUGAAAUACAGUGUUGAUCCCUCAGUUGUUAACAUAUCAGAUGAAAUGGCCAAAACUGCACAGUGGAAGGCACUGUCCAUGAAUACUGAGAAUGCCAAAGUAACCAGAUCUAACACGAGCCCUGAAAAACCUGUAAGUGUGAAAAUAAAUAUUGAAGAUGAACCAACAAAGAAAUACAUGGAUGCUGAAACUUCAUUAUAGAAUUGAACCAAGAAGAUUAUGUAUAUAGAUAUACAGAUAUAGAUAUAUAUACAUAUGUGUGUGUAUGUAUAUAUAAUGUGUGUAUCCCAUGUCACUAUGUAUAACAAUAUUGAAUGUCAUGCUAAUUAUGUGUGACUACUGGGUGUUUUGAAAUAGUGUCUGAAGUUUCUUAGGAGCACCAUGGAGACUGUAUAAUGAAAUGGUCUCUCAGAAGUGAGGUACACGGUUCUUACUACUUAAGUAUUUAUUCUGUUGAAAAUUUUUAUUUUCUGUUCUGCAAAUAGAAAAAUGUGGGGAAAUGCUUUCAGUCUACUUUUCUUUGAAUCUAUUUAUUCAACAGCGGCAAUUCACCAACUUUCUGUGAUAAGUAUUUUGCCCGUAUAUUUACAUUUUUUUUAUUGAGUUAUAGAAAUUUUCACAUAUUAUUUCCCUUCUGCUAGUGCAUUGUGGGAAGCCCAGGAAGUCUGCCUGUACUGGGUCAUGCAUGGUAUCAGUCAUGGCUGCUGUUUGUGUGUGUGUUUUCCAUGUCCAUGUAAGUCUAUCAUGUUUCACAAGUGAUGGGAACUUUGGCUGUAAAUGUAGAACAGUGGAAACUUUCUAGAUAAGAACUCUCAUUUUGACCUUUAUAUUUUUAAAUUUUGUUUUAAAUCUUAAAAGCCUCCAUUUCUAGUUUUCCCUUCUGAUAGACAAGUAUAAAUGCAGAUGACCUUAUAAUUUAACCCUCAAACCAGUCAUUGGUUUUUGAAUUUUAGAAGCUAUAAAAUACCACUUUACAAUAGUUAAAUUUUGUUCCCUUUGUAGGUUUUUUUUUUUUUCCUGAGUCCCAAAUGCCUGCUCUGUUCUCUGCUUUUGCUGUCUUUUACUUCAAAUGUGUUUUAGUUUAUAUCAGGUUCAAGUCCUUGAUUGUUUUGCUAUUAUAGGCAAUAUGAUUAAAUAAUCAGGAGUCAGAAUUCUAAGUGGGUUUAUGAUCAGUAUUACUUUAUUAAGAAUUACCUUUCAUAUUCUAUUUACGUUCUUCCUGUUGUAUAGAUAAUAUUUAAUAGAUUGUUAUAUGUGAUUUCAUUUUAAAAUAUUUUAUUUAUUUUAAUUGAUAUGCUUAAGUAUUGGAAAAAGUAACAAGUGUAGGGUAAAUUGUUAAUGUAAAUAGUUGGUGCUCACUUGCAUUUAUGGUUUAUUAUCUGAAAGCAUUUGAUUUUACAUAUUUGACUUUAUAUAAAGUACUGCCAUAUUUGUAUUUUAAAAGAAAUUGAGACUUGUUAUGUAUAGCUCAGAUUGAUGACAUUCUUCUAUUUUGUGUUUGUCUAUGUUAUUUAGAUUUUUCUUUUCUGAGCUUUUUUAACUUCUAGCAAAUCUUUUUUAGUCAACCUUUAUAUACUUUUAGCUUCAUAUACAAUAAAUAAAUGUUGUUCUUGCUAAGCCUGUAGGACUGGAUGAAUGGGUUUUUCAAACUGAUUUUGGCAGGAGGAUGAUUUCUAAAAACCAAAUGAGUAUUGAGGAACCACUGAAAUAUUGAGAAUAAUAACAUGAAUAUUAGGAUGAAAAUUUUAAUGAACUUCCAAUGCUCUCUUUAAUCGUUUAUAAUUAAGCACAGAAGUAUGAAGAAUUGGUCUUAGAGAGGAUCAUGAGGAAUGCCAAGAACUGAUAUUUUAGCAAUUCUAGCAAUCCAUUCUAAAGUACUUAACUAAUAUAAUUUCCACAUCUAGGACCAUAUUGUCUGAUUCUAGUUAAAAUAAUGGAUUCAACUUCUUCCUCAUAUGAGAGGUUGGAAAUGUAGCUGUUUUUCCUUAGAAAAUAUCAUCAUUUGGUACUGCAUAAAGGAGGGAGCUUUUGUUGGCAGUUGAUAAUGAGUGUUAUCCACGGUGCUUGUUACUGUGUAUGAGCUUCCGCUGAAGCAAUUCCCUUUUAUUCAUAGCAGCAUAAUCAUUUCCAAAGAUCCCAGUAUUUGCUGCUGUAAUUCAGUAAACUCCCUUGAUGAACCUGAACAAGAGGAUUCCCUCAUAUCAUUUCCUUGUGUCUAGACAUCAUAGGGUUAACAAAUAUGGUGAUUUUACAGGAAGCAAUUUUAAAAUUUAAACUGAAAACUACCUGGGAUCAUAGUAUGUAUGUGAUUUUAUUUAAUUAUGAAUACUAGUUGUUCAGUGCCAGAAAAACCAUGACUUGCAAAAAGGCUUUGCACUCACAAUGUUUUUAUUAUGUUUGUAACUGUUAAUAAUUUCUGCUUUCUUUUGACUACUUGACUUACAAAAUGAUCUGACUACUGCAUUGAGAAACAGGUAACUUGUUUAUAAGUAAUUGCUUGUUUUAUGUGGUUAUAAUACUUUUCCACUAUUUUUGAAAAAUAAAAAUCAUGGGUAGCUUUCAUUGAAAGAUAGUAAAAAAUAUAAUUUACUACAUAUAUUGAUUCUUUAAAUGUUGCCUUAAACAGGUAUAAACAAGCAGUAGGAAUUGCUGUGUACUUAUUUACCUCAAGGUGAAAAAGAAUUAAACCUGUACCUAUUCCAUUGAUAAAAUAAAUUCACAUGAACAGCCCUGCACUUUCUCAGAUGCCUUGGUUUCCAGGAUGGAGCUUAGUGCUACUGAGUACCCUGGCGGCAGAGCCACCUCAGGAUCUUCUUUAUUUAUAGAUGUCUGUUUACAAAGACUGUCAUACAUCCUCAUGUUGACCAUCUGAAAUUUGCUUCCUUUUGAAUAUGCUAUUUCACUCUAAAAUUGCAGCUUUUGAGAAAACAAUGAACGAAAAACUUCCUUAUGGUAAAAAGAUGCUUUAUAUUCUCUAAUGAUACUAGACGUGCAAAGUGAGGCACACGAUUUUUCUAACGGGUGUGUGUAUCCUUUGUGUGAAUGAUGUUGUCAAGCGUCAGUCUCUCAAGGUGUUUAAAAAACUGGCAUAUCAUUGUUCGUAUUUGCCAAGUCUGUAAAAUGUAUAAGACAAAAUUUUUCAUGUGCUAAUACAUGUAUUUAUAAAGCAGGUUUCUUUAUGACUCAAAAUUACUAUUUUGUUUUCUCCAUCCAAAAAACAUUUGUUUCUUCCACAUAAAGAAGAAAGUGAAUGUGUAUGUGUGUGUAUAUAUAUAUAUAAAAUAGCUUUAUAGCUUUUUUCUUUCACAAAGGCAGGUUCAUAAUUCUGUAAAAAGAAAAAUAGUUUCUGAGACAGACAUAUGACACCAGAGCUUGCUGUUUUUAUAGGAUUGUAUCAUGUACAUCAGGUCUAUAAAUGUGCUCAGCAGUGUAACAUGUGAAUCCUUUUUAAAGUGCUCAGAUUUUGGAUGUGUAAGCCAUUGAUAUAACAUUGUAAUUAAUUCAAAAUGUUUAAAUUAAAUAAUUUAAUGUUUUAAAUUUAUUUAUGUAGAUCACAUCAUUGUUAUAUGCAGUAGAACUAUGUGAAAUGUCUUUUGGUUUGGUUCAACAAUUAUUUAUUUUUUAGAAUGUAAAUUUAAAGACUUUAAGGACAUUCAAAAUCUAAAAUAGUGUUCACAAUUUGGCAAUUUUAAUGUAAAGUUGGUUCUUUUCUAACUUUUCAAAAAGUGAUGUGUCAAUAGGAAAACAGUUGGAAAUGGAAUCAUCUAAAGAUCAUUUCUAAAAUUUGUUUUAAUUAGCAUGUAUUGACUUUUAAAGUUGACUUGUAAUCGUUAAUAGUUUUUUUUAAAAUCAGAUUUUUGUGUGUUGAUUGAUUUUUGUGUUAUGGCUUUUCUUUUGUUACUUUCAUAUUAAAGGUUUUGUGUUUUUUUGUUGUUGUCAUUUGUUUCGUGAGGGGGUGGUUAUCUUCCAGUGUUUACUGUGUUUAAAUAAAGAGAAAUUGAAUUUUAUUGUUCAUUUAUAUAGUAUUUGAUAGCUUGGUAUAAUAAGAACAGUACAGUUCUAAUUUUUAUGACUUUUGUAAUUACAAUGAUAUUUUCUUUUGUAAUAAAAUCCAAAGUAAAUUAAACAUUUAAAAUGUAGAACUGAUAUUUUUCAUUUAUAUGAACUACAAGUAUCUACCAAGUCUAUAAUGUGAAUAAUCCUUCUUUUCAAAUCUCUUUCAUAAUACUAGAAGAAAACUAUUUUUUGGAGAUGUUAUUGAAGUUGAAAGAGCAAUAAAAAUCUACUGAAUCA